CCAAAGAAAACAAAAAUGUAAAUAAAAAUACCUAUUUCUGAUUACGGUUCCAAAGUAUUAGAAAUACAUAAAGUAUAUAAUAUGGCGUCGCCCGGAUUCGAACACAACUACACCACGACACCGUUUGCUGUUCACAAAUCAUAUAAAAAUAUUUAGAUAUGUGUAAGAAUCUUUAACCAAUAAUGCCAUACAGCUAUUGGUUGAUUGAAGAUCUUCUCUCUUCAAUUUUGGGCUAAAACCCUUUUCCCCCAAUUUCAGAACCCUUUAGAUACUCAUCUAGAUCUCAAUUUUCAUACACAAUUUGUUGUACAAAUUAUGUCAAAUCUGGAUGUGUCUCUCGAUGAUUUGAUCAAAAGGAACAAAAGUUCCACCAGUCGGAACCCUAGACCAAGAACAACUGGAUCUGCAUCCGGAUCCGGAUUCGGGCCCGGUCCAAGGCGUCGCUUCCCCAACCGUGCCUCCAAUCGUCCGGCACCAUAUUCCGUUCACGCACCGGAGUCUACAUGGGAUCACGACAUGUUUGCGGAGCAUGCCCCGUCGUCUGCCCGAGGGGCUGGGGUAUCCGGGAUUGAGACCGGUAUCAAGCUCCUCAUUUCCAAUUUGGAUUAUGGGGUUUCAAAUGAAGAUAUCAAGGAGCUUUUCUCAGAAGCUGGUGAUAUAAAGCGUUACUCUAUUCAUUAUGACAAGAGUGGAAGAUCAAAGGGAACUGCGGAAGUAAUCUUUUCACGUCGAAGGGAUGCAGAGGCAGCUAUCAAGAGAUACAACAAUGUUCAGCUAGAUGGGAAGCCCAUGAAAAUUGAGUUUGCUGGAACAAAUAUUGCUCCUCCUGCUCUUCCUCCAAUUAGAAAUCGUUUAUAUGGAAAUCCAAAUCCUGCUCCAAGAAGUCAACAAAGAGGUGGUGGAUUUAGACGUCCUCGAGGUGGUGGUAGAGGGAGCAUGAGAAAGGAUGGUGGAAGGGGCAGAGGUCGCGGUGAGAACGUUUCUGCAGAAGAUCUUGAUGCUGAAUUGGAAAAAUAUCACGCAGAAGCAAUGCAGACAAACUGACAUUCUUGAUGUGUAGUAACAUGUGCAAGCAUUGACAGGAUCGAAAAUUAAUCUUUUCAUGAAUUGGUAUAAACGAUUCUUGGAGAAGUCUGAUGCAGAUUCUGGGGAAAAGACUGAAAGGUGCAGAGCCUAUGUACUGCUGGAAAACCUUAAAACUUGUAUGUUAAGAGUGCUUGGUAUUAAUUAUCUUCUUCAGCUUUAAGCAUUUGAUGGUGUAGAACUCUUGCCUUGUAUGCGCUCUGUAUUUUCUUGCUAUUGCUUUGCCUUGUGUUUGUCUUUAUGUAAAACAAAUUGCUGAGAAAUUCCUUACUUUCAAAAA
Messenger RNA from Solanum dulcamara, 1363 nucleotides. Its product is annotated as THO complex subunit 4A-like. The transcript is spliced from 5 exons. Gene Ontology annotation, biological process: mRNA export from nucleus. Gene Ontology annotation, molecular function: mRNA binding. The record is from RefSeq and is a predicted model, not a curated record. The coding region runs from base 316 to 1044 and encodes 242 amino acids. Gene Ontology annotation, cellular component: nucleus. NCBI's taxonomy places the organism in Eukaryota, Viridiplantae, Streptophyta, Magnoliopsida, Solanales, Solanaceae.